This is a messenger RNA of Solanum stenotomum, 480 nucleotides long. RefSeq names its product histone H2AX-like. The transcript is spliced from 2 exons. Gene Ontology annotation, molecular function: structural constituent of chromatin; DNA binding; protein heterodimerization activity. The record is from RefSeq and is a predicted model, not a curated record. Bases 19 to 447 code for a protein of 142 amino acids. Gene Ontology annotation, cellular component: nucleosome. Lineage: Eukaryota; Viridiplantae; Streptophyta; Magnoliopsida; Solanales; Solanaceae.
UUCAAAUUCAUAGAAAAAAUGAGUUCUACAGUUGAAGUAAAGUCCGCUGGUGGUCGAGGAAAGGCCAAAGGUUCAAAAAAAUCAGUGUCCAGAUCUCAAAAGGCAGGUCUCCAAUUCCCUGUUGGCCGUAUUGCUAGGUAUCUGAAGAAGGGUCGUUAUGCUCAGCGUCUUGGCUCUGGUUCACCUAUCUAUCUCUCUGCAGUUCUUGAAUAUCUUGCAGCUGAGGUUCUAGAGCUUGCUGGGAAUGCAGCUAGAGAUAAUAAGAAGAACAGGAUUAUUCCAAGGCAUAUACAAUUGGCUGUCAGGAAUGAUGAGGAACUUAGCAAGCUGUUGGGGUCGGUGACAAUUGCUAAUGGUGGAGUUCUGCCUAAUAUUCACUCAAAUUUGUUGCCCAAGAAGAAUGGCAAGGGGAAAGUGGAAUCUGCAUCUCAAUCUCAAGAGUUUUAAAUUAGCAGAGUCAGGAGGAUUUGGUUGGAUGUG